UAUGCCUCAUGUUACCCUCACAAAAAUGGCUAACAAAUAUGGACCCAUCAUGUACCUUAAGAUGGGAACUAGAAAAAUGGUCGUGGCUUCAAAUCCCGCUGCUGCGCGAGCCUUUCUCAAAGAUGCCGGCCAUAACUUUGCGAACCGGCCGUCCAACGCCGGCGCCACCCAUGUGGCUUAUAAUUCUCAGGAUAUGGUGUUUGCUAAGUAUGGACCUAAGUGGAGGCUCAUGAGAAAGCUCUGUAAUCUUCACUUGCUUGGUGGAAAGGCUAUUGAGAACUGGGCACAGGGGAGGGAAUCCAACGAAUUCAAGGACAUGGUGGUGGAGCUGAUGACCACCGGCGGCUAUUUUAACGUCGGCGACUUCAUCCCCUUUCUGGGCUGGCUCGACCUUCAGGGCAUUGAGCGAGGCAUGAAACGCCUGCACAAGAGGUUCGACGCCUUGCUGACAAGGAUGAUCAAUGAACACGUGGCGUCCAAUGAUAGGCGCAAGAGUAAACCUGAUUUCUUAUACGCUAUUAUGGCUUAUGGUGGAGGCGAUCACUCUGAUGCAGACCAUAACUUUACACUCACCAACGUUACGGCUCUUCUUCUGAACCUAUUCGCAGCAGGCACAGACACAUCCUCAAGCGUCAUAGAAUGGGCACUUGCAGAGAUGCUAAAAAACCCUAGCAUCAUGAACAAAGCACAACAAGAAAUGGACCAAAUCAUCGGCCAUGAACGUCGUCUCCAAGAAUCUGACGUCUCAAACCUCCCUUACCUUCGAGCAAUCUGCAACGAGACCUUCCGGCUACAUCCUUCCACCCCUCUCAACCUCCCCAGGGUGGCGGCCGAGCCGUGUGAAAUCGCCGGCUACUUCAUCCCGAAGGACACGAGGCUGAGUGUCAACAUAUGGGCCAUAGGACGAGAUCCUGACGGGUGGGAGAAGGCAUUGGAGUUCAAGCCAGAGAGAUUUGUGAGUGAUGAGAAGAACAAGAAAAUGGAUCCUGGUGGGAAUGACUUUGAGUUGAUUCCUUUUGGAGCUGGAAGGAGGAUAUGUGCAGGGACGAGAUUAGGGAUUUUGAUGGUUCAAUUCAUAUUGGGGACUUUGGUGCAUUCGUUUGAUUGGAAGCUUCCAGAAGGAGUUUCGGAGCUGAAUAUGGAAGAGACCUUUGGACUUGCCUUGCAGAAGAAAGUUCCUCUCACAGCUAUGGUUAGCCCUAGGUUGUCCCCUAGGGUUUAUACUUUAUAGCAUUGCCUCAAGUUAGACGCUGACAUGGAGUUCUGGAUGGAUUCAAGGUGUCUGCUGUCUUCUCUUCGGCCUCUUAUAAUGCCCAAAAUCUCAUCCGAUGUCUUCAUCAUUUGAAGGAAUUAGAUGAAAUUUCUUUCAUCAUUGGCCCUAAUGAACGGCUAAGAUUUUAGAUAUUAGAGAGGGCAUUAGACUUCUCAAAUCCAUUCAAGACAGCGUCUUUAGAAGAAAGCAGUGGAGAAGUGGUAUUAAGCAUACACAUAUAAAUUAUUGUAGAAUUAUAAUAAAGGAUAUUAUUUUAUGCUGCGUCUAGAGGUGGGAUCAAAUCCACCAUUAGAUAUUAGCGCAGAGUUCUGGAUGGAUUUGGAGUGUUAGUUGUCCUCUCCUCUGUCUACUUUAAUGUCCAAAAUCUCAGUCCUUCAUUUAAAGAAAUUAGAAGAAAUUUCUUUGACCAUUGAUCCAAAUGAACGGCUGAGAUUUUGGAUAUCAAGGAGGACAUUAGACACCCCAA
This is a messenger RNA of Prosopis cineraria, 1739 nucleotides long. RefSeq names its product flavonoid 3',5'-hydroxylase 2-like. Gene Ontology annotation, molecular function: monooxygenase activity; heme binding; oxidoreductase activity, acting on paired donors, with incorporation or reduction of molecular oxygen. The record is from RefSeq and is a predicted model, not a curated record. NCBI's taxonomy places the organism in Eukaryota, Viridiplantae, Streptophyta, Magnoliopsida, Fabales, Fabaceae. The coding region runs from base 2 to 1231 and encodes 409 amino acids. The transcript is spliced from 3 exons.